Molecule: messenger RNA, 296 nt
Organism: Thamnophis sirtalis
Lineage: Eukaryota; Metazoa; Chordata; Lepidosauria; Squamata; Natricidae
Source: RefSeq, a predicted model, not a curated record
UAAGUUCUUCUAUUUAUGUAUUUCUUUCCCUUCAGCUCUGCUAGCAAUCGGAUAAUUGGUGCUAAAGACCAUGCUUCCAUCCAAAUAAAUGUUGCAGAAGUUGACAAAGCCACAGGCAGAGUGAAUGGCCAGUUCAAAGCAUAUGCCAUUUGUGGAGCAAUCCGUCGGAUGGGGGAGUCUGAUGAUUCAAUUCUGCGACUGGCAAAGAAUGAUGGAAUUGUUUCCAAGAAUUUUUAACUGAAAAAAAAAAUGUCACGACGUGGGAUUUCCUAGAAAAUAAACCAUUGGAAAACGUU